AUGCUAUGUUCUACAUCAUUUGGGAAGCACGAAAUUAUGUUGUCCAUUAGUAGAAGGUGUUCAACUGUGAGAGAGCUCUCUCUCAGGCUGGUGGCAUUGUCCCCUGGAUCAGAACUACCGCCCGUGAACAUAUCAAGUUCAAUUACAUCUGCGGUUUGGCGACAACCACGAGCUGGCACGAUAAAGGUUAAUGUCGACGCGUUAUGGAGGGCUGAUAAAUGUUGUAAAGUUGGGCAUGGUGGCGCAUAUCGAUCAUGGUAUUUGAGACCGAAGAAGAAGAAAACGUUGGAGCUGGAGGAAGAAGAGACAGCGGCGUUACUCGCCGGAGAAGAAACGAAGGAGGUGGAGAUCCACCUGUUCCGGCAAGGUCGAGGACCCAUUGCGGUGUUCAAAUCUCAACUGGGCGGGUCGGAACGUGACCGCUUGGAAGUCCGUGACAUCCUCCACCACCACUUUCUCAAAUCCAUCUUCGCUUUCAACCCCCAAUCUGGCCGCGCCGCCCCCAUCCGCUUCAACCCUAAAGAUGGAACCUCCGUUCUUCCUUACCGCCACGGUGCCGUUCUUUACAUCGACGCUGAACCCAAGGACUCACUACUCAAACCGGUGACCAGGAUCUUGGUUGGGGUGUUACUAAUAACAAUUAUGAUCAUGCUAGUUUGGAAGGAUAUCCCGGAGUGGAUCAAGAAUUUCAACGUUUCUGGUGUGAACUUCUCUCCGUGGAUAGUAGCUUGUGUAGUUAUUGUUUUCACCCGCAUGAGGAAGAGGACCAAGGGUUUUCUAAAAAACUUUGGUCUGUGAUUGAACUGGGUUGAUGCCUUGGUCUCGUUUUUUAAGGUGACAUUUUUGUUUAUGCAUUGUAUAAUCUUCAAUGUUAUAGGAUUAAUCAAUAGUGUAGGUGUCUUCAACAAUGAUGAUUAUGUUACCUAUAGAGUAUAUGCUCUUGCUCAGCGAGUACACCCUGUUUAUCUUUAAUUGUAUACUAUUUCUCUUUUUUCA
Molecule: messenger RNA, 996 nt
Organism: Lotus japonicus
Lineage: Eukaryota; Viridiplantae; Streptophyta; Magnoliopsida; Fabales; Fabaceae
Exons: 3
Coding region: 1-798 (265 amino acids)
Source: RefSeq, a predicted model, not a curated record